CCUGCCCCUCUCGAGCUGAUUUGCCGGCAUCGGUGCUGCUGUGCCUCAGUGCUGCUUUGUCGCACGCUGCCGGGCAGCCCAUGCACAGCUAGGAUGAAUGCUUCAGGCUAGGGGCAGCGAUGCGGCGCUGGAAUAGCAUCUGGGCGGUCGGGCUGCUCUGGCUCUCGACGCCGGCGUGCGCGACGCCCGCGCUGACGGCGGCGACGGCGGCGACGGACGCCGCCGUCGCGCUCCUCGCGGACGUCAGGAACCCCACCACGACCGAGGCCAUGCUGCGCAACCUCGCGACGCUCGCCCGGACGUGCGCUUGGGCGCGCCGCUACGACGUCAUCGUCUUCCACGAGGGGCGAAGCGACGCCCUGCGCCCGCGCCUGGAGGCGCUCGGCAACCGGACGCGGCUCCGGCUCCGCGCCCGGGAUAUUUCUGACGAGUUCGCGACGCACGCGCCGGCGACCACGGACUGGCCGCGCCGGCGUUUGAGAACGUUUGGUAUCGGCUACCGCCGCAUGUGCCGCUUCUGGUUCUCCGGCGUCUUCGAGCUCGCGGACGUGCGGAACCUGACGUACUUGCUGCGCCUGGAUACGGACUCGGAGCUCCGGUGCCGCCCACGCUCGCGCGACCCCUUCGAGCUCAUGGCCCGGCAGCGCGCCGUCUACGGAUAUGUUGCAGUCAAGACGGACCACCCGAUGGUCGCAAAGAACCUGACUGCCUUCGGCGCCGCCUACGCCCGGCGCGUGCCGCAGAUCGAGGACGCCUUCUACCGCUUCCCGCCGCAUGCUCCCACAAACUGCCCGGCGCCCAUGUUCUACACGAACUUCGAGAUCAUGAACGUGUCCUGGUUCGCCGCGCCGCGCGCCGUGGCAUUCGCGCGCGCCGUCGACGCGUCCGGGUCCGGCGCCGUUAGCAUUUAGUUGGACCGCACGCCGUCGACGCGACGCCCCCACGCAGGACGGGGAUGAUCUUCGGGAACCGCUGGGGCGACGCGCCGCUCCGCUGGCUGACGCUCGCGCUCUUCGCGGGCCGGAGCCAGCUCCUCUGCUUCGGCGGCGAGUACGACUACCGGCACCGCGGGCCCCAGGACCACUGCGGCCUGUCCUUCAAUAUCAGUGUCGCGGGCUGCCAGGCCGCCGGCGGGGGCGCGCCGGUCCUGCCGCCGCCGCUCCCCCGUUCGUUGUGA
Pelagomonas calceolata is the source of this 1177-nucleotide messenger RNA. Lineage: Eukaryota; Pelagophyceae; Pelagomonadales; Pelagomonadaceae. The record is from the annotation of a GenBank genome assembly.